Messenger RNA from Triplophysa dalaica, 6011 nucleotides. RefSeq names its product homeobox C6a (gene hoxc6a). NCBI's taxonomy places the organism in Eukaryota, Metazoa, Chordata, Actinopteri, Cypriniformes, Nemacheilidae. Gene Ontology annotation, cellular component: nucleus. Gene Ontology annotation, molecular function: DNA-binding transcription factor activity, RNA polymerase II-specific; RNA polymerase II cis-regulatory region sequence-specific DNA binding. The record is from RefSeq and is a predicted model, not a curated record. The transcript is spliced from 2 exons. The coding region runs from base 4636 to 5340 and encodes 234 amino acids. Gene Ontology annotation, biological process: regulation of transcription by RNA polymerase II; anterior/posterior pattern specification.
UCUAAGUAUAUGUCAGUAUUGCUUACGGAGUAAGGAUCACCAGUUCUGUCUGUCACACACACAGAUUCAGAUUCAAGAGCUCGCUCACUCUUUUUUACGCACACGUGUUCAAUCAUCUAACACUGUCAUUCCGUGAGGACUAAAUCAAACAACACUGCCACCUUGUGCCUGCUCCAUAUGCAAGACAUUAAACAAGGCCUGAAAAGUAAGGAAAUGCUGCUGGCCAUAGAAAUCAGAUUUUAAUUUUCAUGAAGGAAUAUGCCUGGCAUUUUGGUGUAUGGAUUCGUAGUUUUUUUUUAAAGAUACAUCAAAAAUGUAGGCUAUGCCAAAAGUAGUUCUUUGUUAAUGAUCUUUAUGACUAAAAACUUCGUGUUUUGUAAUCGUUUGAUCAUUUACAAAAAAGGUUGUAUGUGUGUGGUAGCCUUUCUCCAGAUUUAAUUAAAGUGAAAAGUAAACAAUUGAAAAUAGAAAUAAGAAGACACGAAAUGUCUACGUUCCCCGCGCGCAGCAGUUUUAUUGCCAUAUGCAAUAUCAGUAAAAGUAUUAUAACAGAAAAAAAACAAUAACAGAAACAAUAUUGACACACAAUAAGUUUUAAUAAGCAGUGAAAUUAAUUAUGGAAUAACAUUAAUAUAGUCCGCUGAUACUCCAAUGUUCAAUAGCAACAAUUGCGAUCUUCCCUCAGGGCCUUUUUGAAGUCCAUGCCUGUAGAAACAAAAAAUGUCAAUAAUAAACCCAGUUGUUAUGAACAUUGCAGCAACUGCGGCUUACGAACGCAGUAAAUUGUCUAUUUUUAAUCUAAUUGUUAAAAUGGAUGUUUUGUUUUGUUGUUCAAUUUAUGGAUGAAAUUACGCAUAGAGUGUUUUAUUUAAAAAAUAUUGGUAAGAGAUUCUCAACUAAUAAUUAAUGUGCGUAAUAGGCUAUAUAAAACACAUUUGUCUGUUUUAACGUAAUAAAGGGCACAAAAUAAGCUUGUAAUAAUGAGUAGCCUUAUUUAUGAAGGCAGAAUGCUACUGAGUGUGUUCGCAUGUGGUUUUGUUAGUGAGUGUGUGAGGGAGAAAGACAGACUGAGAGGAGGCGGGGUUGUUCUGUUCACUGCAUCGAGUCUACAGUCUUCUGUUUGCCACGGAUAAUGGCUGGGGAAAGCUUUAAUUUGCCAUCAAAAAAUUGAGUCGAUUUAAGUAAUCCAUAUGUCUACAUAUUGUUUAUAUGGUGCGUAAGAUUUAUUCAUUUGUAUAUUAUAGUAAUUCGUUAUUAACAACAUUCUAAACACGUUCAUGAAAUGGACACAUUUAUUGCCAUCCGGCUAUUUUGCGUAAACUUUGAGCCAAUCUGUUGUCUGCCACUGCUAAUUCAAUUUGAAUCAUCUAAGACAUAAUUCAAAGUUGCCAUGGAAAUGAAAAAAAAUUCCAUGGGAACUUUUAAUUCCAAACAUUUCCUUACAAGAACCGCAGGGCAAUGUGAGUUCGCUGUACUUCAAAACAUCUAAUUCAUGGAGGUCAUUAGACGGCCACAUAAUUUUACAGAAUUAUCUCGUGUUAGUCAAAAACCAGGAUAGUGUGUUACUAUAAGUGCUUAGCUGCAUAGAAGAGAUCUGUUAAAACUGUCACGUAACUAUUAGGGAUUUUGUUUUAGCACAGACACAUCGACAUAGAUCACAGGCUAGCUGGGCUUGGAAUACUCAACUGACUUAACGGUGAAAUUUGCAAUUGUAAAAAAAUAAAAAAUAAAAUAAGACAACAUAGACUUUCCACUAUAGUCAGACAAGGUCACUAUAAAACGCGCCAGAAUGCGCGUUGCUUGUUUUUGCUCAGAUCAUCGUCACACAUGCGUAAAUUACACACCAGAAGUGAGAUUUUGGCGCAUUUUUGUGUGCGUAGUUUCGUCGAGGGUAAAAAGAAUACAGGCCAAACGGGAUGUCUAUUUAUUGCCUCUUCAAACGCUAAAACACAGCCCUGUGAUUUGUCUUGAGGGCUGCAAUAAAACACUUAAAGCUCCUACUCUUCAGUCACAUAAGCAUACCAAUUGCAGACGGAGUGUAAUGUGUUCAACUCACUACUUCAUUCACAAGACUGAUGCCGUAAAAUAGAUCCACGUAUUAAAUAUUGUCCCAUCAAAGGCUUUUAGUUCAAAGCCGUUGGAGCAAUAAGGUUGAACAUCAAAGACUCAGAACUGCAUAGACACAACCUACACUAUAUGAUCUCUCAAUUAAGAAAAACUAUAAGUUGACAAUUUUAUUUUACGCAAUUGAAAGCUAUAAGGAUUGAUCAUGCAUUUUUGUCUGCUUAAAAAUAUUUAGGUACAGGAAGGUGCAAAAUGUAAGUUUAUCAAGUUGCCUAUAGCAUAAAAUAAUUUGCUUACUUAAAAGGAUGAUAUGUCUAAAAAAUGACACGUUUAGCGCAUUCCAAGUUUGGAAACAGUUCCGUUUCCACAAUGUGAAAUACUCACAAUAUAAAAAUAUGAAUGGCAUGAGAUAAAACGCUCGAUCACACUUUUCACGGAAGAAAUAUUUGUUUUACUGUUUUCUAUUACUUUCAUAAGUUUUUGACCACACUAUAUAAAUAGUGUUAUUCCCAACUCAAUAGUAAUAUGUACAGUUUUGCGCUCUCUUUUAUAAUAUACAUUUAUUUGAAUUUAACUUUUGCUGCCUCCAAUGAAUAUUUUACACAUUUAUUGCCACUUCGUUUAAUUACAAUUUGUAUUAAUAUGAUUACAGGUAUUUGUAGCAUUAAUGAGAAAUUGACAAAUAUACGAAAAUAAAAUCACGUUCAGCAGACUGAAACUGAUCAAAUAACAGAUAAUAUAAAUAUAAUUUCAACCCAUUCUCUAUGCCCAUAGUAACAUUUUGACGGUCUGCAUUUUUCCAAAUCAUUACAAUCCAUUAAAAAGAGAGAAAAGGUGAAUCCGUAAUAUUGAUUAUUUCCUAAAGUAACUAAAAGCCGGAACUAAAGAAAUAUUGUACGCAUUUAAUCAAUCGUUAAGCAGAUUAGUCUAUUUUAAAGAUGUUAAAUGCUUUUUCGCACUGUCAGACUGGAAGUAAAUUUUACUAUUCUGUCAAUCUCUUGUUUUGCGCACCUCUUUCUUAACCACUGUUUUAGCCUCACACUUUCCGUCAUGUGGCCUGCAUUAAGGUCAUGGAGCUUACCCUAAACCACUCGGUACAAACCAGUCCUUUCCUCCACAAAACUCAACGGAAAUAUAUAAAAUAUUCAUUUAACUAACAUAAUUAUUUGACGAAGUAAUAAUGUUGUAUUUGCAUAUUCAACAGUUGUCAUCGCAAGUAAUUCUGUAAAAAAAAGUAUUGUAAAUGCAAAAAAACAGUCUAUACUGUAAUGCAAAUGUAAAUGUAUAGUGCUUUUCCAUAAACAUUCCGUAAACCCUAAAGAAAAAAAAUGCUACAAAAUGUGCAGCUCUCUGUUCACGAGAUAAGAGACUCGCUGCACAGCCCCCAUACAUUCAAAGGAGUAAUUGCCUCAGAGCUGGAAGUCCUCAGUUGGUUUUGUUACUUUUAUGGCACCAAGGCGCGUUUGACGCAUUCUUUAGUAAUAUGCCCCUUCCCCCUCCUUCCUUAGGUUCUUUUUACAACUGAAAUUAUCAAUACAUUACAAAUGGGCAAAGGAAAAGCGCAGACGUUUCCUCUUCAGCCUCAUGAAAGCCCGAGGAAAUUAGACAGAGAGAGAAAACAAACAAACAAACACUGCGGUGAUAUCUACUGAAUAAAAAAAAGAUUAGCGUGGUCCCUUUUUUCCAAGAUGAAUCCUGGUCACCGUUUAUCAUUAUAACAAUGUGUAGAAAUGUGCAUGAGAAGAUUUAGUUUUUAGUUAUCGGAAUAUCAAUGUUAUUCGCACCUUUUAAAAGAGGGUUGGUGAUACAAAUUGUGUGCGGAUACAAUAGCUUAUGUAAACUAGCUGAAUAGCUCGUCACAUUCUUUUUACCUAUAACAUACAUAAGAGACAAUUACUUAUUAUUUAUUACAAUGUAUUACGCCCUGAAGGUAGAACUGUCGUCAUGAUUAAGAUAUUCCAUAUUACAUUCAUUGUAUUAAUUAUAUAUAGUCUGCAUCAGUAACGUAAAAACUGCUUAAACGAAUCAUCCAGGUAACUCGUUAAUAUUAAAUGUUGCUUGUUGUAAAAUGCGUGUAAUACUUCGAGAAUCACUGUCUCAUUACACGUGGACAGGCUUCACAACAGCAGACAGAACAAACUUACUUGCUGAUAAAUGUACAAAAAGUUCGUAAUAGCUCGGUCGUGUGUGUGUGAUUCUUCGUUUCUUAGUGUGUAUGUGUGUGUGUUUACUUAAACGUUAUAAACUGAAACCACUGGGAUAAGAAGCUACAAGCUCGAUAUUCCUACGGUACACAGCGAAUUCAAUUGGCUGAAAGUGGUCAGGUGACGCUGUCAUAUUGUCCUUCCAUGAGCCAAGCCUUGGCUAUAACACUUGGUUUGCGCGUCUUAACCGGAGACUGGAAAUUAAUAUUAUUGAAAUCAUUCUGAAGUUCAUUUGAAAGAGAGUUAGCAAAGCAGACAGAAGACGUCUGUACAUGACAGAAGGAAAGCGAAGCACAAAGAAAGUGUGAGAUUGAGGAAGGGGAAAUAAGAUAGGAGGGCGAGUUGAUGAGAGGGCGAUAGGGAAGGUAUGAAUUCGUAUUUCGCGAACCCGUCGCUCUCCUGCCAUUUAUCUGGUGGGCAAGAGGUUUUGCCCAACAUGCCUCUGAACACGACCACAUACGAUUCAGUCAGACAUUUUUCUUCUUAUGGCACCACGGUGACCCAAAACCGGAUUUAUGCGUCCCCUUUCUAUUCACCUCAAGAUAACGUUGUGUUCGGAUCAAGUCGAGGACCGUACGAGUAUGGAUCUAACGUGUUUCUUCAAGAUAAGGACGUGCUUCCCAGUUGCAGACAAAGUAGUAUGGGACUCAAUGCGCAGAGCCACGUUCCACAGGAGUACAGCCUGGAACAAGCUCGUGCAGGAACACAGGAACAGAAGGGGAACAACAUUCAGAUCUUCCCGUGGAUGCAACGUAUGAACUCGCACAGCGGAGUUGGGUACGGGUCAGACAGAAGAAGAGGUCGCCAAAUUUACUCCAGAUACCAAACCUUGGAAUUGGAAAAAGAAUUUCACUUCAAUCGCUAUUUAACCAGACGUAGGCGCAUCGAGAUCGCCAACGCUCUAUGCCUAACCGAGCGUCAAAUCAAAAUCUGGUUCCAAAAUCGGCGCAUGAAGUGGAAGAAAGAGACCAAUCUAACUUCUACUGUACCGGGGACCGAAUCGACGGGUACUUCUCAGGAGACAGAGAAGGAGACCGAAGAGGAGACAGAAGAAGCUGAGAAAAAGGAUUAGGAAACCGUGUUUUCGAACGCCUGUUAACUGCAACGUAACUACCUAAACUCUGAGAAUUGCAAAUAUUAAUGCAUGGACCGUAUACUCCGCUAUUUCUUUGAUCACCCCACUCCUCAAACCAGCAACCACACACACAACUACCACAAAGUCACUUGCAUAUACACAUUUAGAAUCAAAAGGAGAGAUUAAAUGGGAGAGAGAAGCGCACGUUAUGCACCAUUAUGCAAUUCACUACUCUUUGUAUUGAAUAGGAUAAAAUGCCACAAAGUGGUAUAAAAUGCCACAAAAUAUCUAUUUGUGUGGUUGACAGCUGUAGUAUUAUCAUGUUGCUAUAGGCUAUUAGAAAAUUACGUGGAUACAAUUGUAUUGUUAUUUGAUAGACUGUUACCCAAACUACACAGCCUCCAAACAAAGUAUCCUAAGCAUUCCAAAAGUCAAUGUAACUUCUAUGCAUAUUCAGUGUUUUUGUCCACGCGUAUUUGUACAACGAUGCAAACACUGACGGGAUGAUCUAUACUACCUAAAUCCUUAAUACAUUGUAUUUUCUUUCUUUUCUUAAUUUUGCCUUUGCCCCGUCAGUGUUGUGAUGUUUAAAAUGCCACUGUACAUCAUAAUUGUAGCUGUAUGCAUAUAAACUUGUCUUAAUAGAAAAUCCAUAUGAAAAAAUGUAA